This is a messenger RNA of Nymphaea colorata (pocket water lily), 1771 nucleotides long. RefSeq names its product RNA-directed DNA methylation 4. The record is from RefSeq and is a predicted model, not a curated record. The coding region runs from base 183 to 1310 and encodes 375 amino acids. Lineage: Eukaryota; Viridiplantae; Streptophyta; Magnoliopsida; Nymphaeales; Nymphaeaceae. The transcript has 11 exons.
AAAAAUCACUGUGCUCAAUAGGUGGAGAGGUCGAACCUGCGGUGUACGGGUGCACAAAUUCGAACUCGUUUCCUGCUCGCGGGACUCCCCGCCCCUCUCCUUCUCUUUCUCUCGUGGUGCGUGAUUUUAGUUGGUUUCUUCAGCGAUUGGUCAUUGGAGUCGGAAGUCAGCCGACUCUCACCAUGGAAGUCGGGGAGAGCUCUUUUGGUGGCAGAGGUGGAGAUGGUGGUGAUGGUGGCUGCAGCGGCGCUGUUGAGAUUCCUGCCUCCUCGUCGCCUCAUUCUUCUGCCGCUCUCAUCCACAAUAAUGGAAAGACUGUGGUUGUUAGGGUUAAGAGAAAACGAUGCCAACAGCCAAUUGAAGCUUUCUGGUUGGAAAUCAAUGAAAGGCCGCAGAAGCGAGCUGUACUCGACCUUAGCAGUUUGUCUAUUUCGGAUUCUAGCGAUACCGGUAGGGAGACCAACUACUCUGCAACACAUGCUCUGAAAUUCAGGUCUAGACUCUUGAAGAGCAAAAAGUUUCUGGUUCAACAUGUAGAGACGGUCAGGAGUUCAGAUGAGAUCAAAGACAUCUUGCAAUCGGUCAUGCCAGAAUUUAAUGGUGCAAUGGCAUUCAAAAAGAAGUUGGAGGAGAGAAGGCAGACUUUCAGGCAAGGAAAGUGCAUACAGAUCCAGGGUCAAGGAGCAAUGACUAGAGAAAAGCAUGAGGAGCUUGGAAAAAAUGCGCGAUUUAAACAGAUAUGGCGGAGUCGUAAGAGGACCAGAGAACAGAAAGAUGAUGACUCAAUGAACAGCCUCUGUCAGCUCUAUGAUAUUGUACGGGUUGAUGGCUUAGAAGUUCCUGAUGUGCAAAACUGGUUUUGGUGCAGGACCACCUCCUCAGAAUAUGAUGAGAUGCUUAAUUACCUACCCUUAUUAAGGGAGUUUAUUCCUUCUGCUGCUGAAGAAAUUGAAGCUGACUUGAUGAAAAAUGCAUUGAAACAAGAUGAUUAUGAAUAUGAUUUGUACACUGUAGAAGAAGAUACGACUAUGAAUUUUGACUAUGGUUCUUCCAGUUAUCCACUGGUUCAAGUUGAAGAUGAUGAUGACCUUUGCUAUGAAAACCCAGUAGGCUCUGAUUAUGAAACAGAUGAUUCUAAUGCUGAAGACAACCCCCUAUUUGAUUAUCCUGAUGAUCCAUCAGAGGAAGAAUACAGCAACACUGAUCCUUCAUGCCAUUCAGAAGAUUCUGACAAUGCUGAUGAAAAAGAUGAUAGUGAUGAUGACUAUUAUGGCAAGGAGAUGGAAUUUUCUAGACCUACAUAUGCAUGAGGAGUUCGUUGCUUCUCGUCCAUCAUUAGUCCCUGUGAAUAGAUUAGUUGAAUUCUCGCUUAUAUGCUCAUAAAAGGAUUGACUUGUGCUUUGUUUCUCGUUAGAUUCUAUGGGGGAUGAUCUGUACUCCUUGGUGAACUCUUAAGAUAUGACGGUCAUUCUAGGAAUACCAUACAAUGUAAAGUUGUACAAGAGGAGUCCUCAAGGGCAUACUUUGGAGAUGAUGUGCACAGCUGAUCUGACCAGAGGCUUAUCUUCGGAUCUGAAUGCAUAUUUUGAUAUUGGGUCUAGGUGACGUUUGAGUCCAGAUCCAUACACAGACGUCAUGUUAGGUGUCUUGUUUUGACGUGGGUUGUGUUUUCUUAUUAAAGUAAUGGUUGUAAUGGGACUUGUUACUCUAUGGUGUAAAGAUAUGUUACUGAUAUAAUAUUAGGAUUAGUACUUCUCUCUUCCUUCCUCAA